Gavia stellata (red-throated loon) is the source of this 956-nucleotide messenger RNA. RefSeq names its product haloacid dehalogenase like hydrolase domain containing 3 (gene HDHD3). Bases 80 to 796 code for a protein of 238 amino acids. The record is from RefSeq and is a predicted model, not a curated record. NCBI's taxonomy places the organism in Eukaryota, Metazoa, Chordata, Aves, Gaviiformes, Gaviidae. The transcript has a single exon.
ACGGGCUUUCAGCAGAGCGCCUGGCUCUCACCUCCCUGCUUGUUCCAGGUUUCCCUUAGUCCUGAGCUUUACUGAAGCCAUGCUUAAGCUCCGCUUACUGACGUGGGACGUGAAGGACACGCUGCUGCGGCUGCGGCAGCCGGUGGGGGAGAGUUACGCGGCCGAGGCCCGGGCUCACGGGGUCCGGGUGCAGCCGGAGGCUCUCAGCCGGUCAUUCCGGGAGGCAUACGGAGCACAGAGCCGGCUCUUCCCCAACUACGGCCGGGGCCGGGGGCUGAGCUCCCAGCAGUGGUGGGUGGACGUUGUGAAGCAGACCUUCAGGCUCUCGGGUGUGCAUGAAGACAGAGUCCUAACGCUGAUGGCGGAAAAACUCUACCACGACUUCUGCAGCGCCCGCAACUGGGAGGUGCUGCCGGGAGCCAGCGAGACCUUGAGCCGGUGCUGCCAGGAUGGCUUCCGCAUGGGGGUCGUCUCCAACUUCGAUAACCGGCUGGAAAACAUCCUCUCCCAGUGCAACCUGCGGCACCACUUUGAAUUCGUCCUCACCUCCGAGGAUGUGGGCUUCGCCAAGCCGGACAGGAGGAUCUUUGAGAAAGCCCUGCGCCUCGGCGGGGUCCCCCCGGAGCAGGCGGCUCACGUAGGGGACGACUACACCAGGGAUUACAGGGCAGCCCGAGCCGUGGGCAUGCACAGCUUUCUGCUCCGGGCUGCUGGGCCGGGCGAGGAGCUGGAUGUGCCCCCUGAGCAUGUCCUGCCCACGCUCAGCCACCUCCUGACUCUUAUUGAGAAGGGGUAGCUGUGUUUCGGAGGAGGAUCAGCGCUGCUGCUGAGUGGUGAACCGGUCCUGGCGUGGGAUUUCUUGCUGCCAGUUGGGCAGGGAAAAGAAGCGAGUGCUUCCGAGCGCAGGGAGCAGUGCUGCCCGCGGAGCAGGAGGGGUGUUAAUGCAAUAAAACGUA